AGAGGUGGGGGGGAGAAGAAGGAGGAGGAGGAGGAGGAGGAGAUGUAGACAAAUUUGCAACCUGGAUUCAAGAAAUACAAUUUGCAAAAAAGGAAGCUCCAGCUGUUAUUAUUUUUAAAGAGGGAGAGAGAGAAGAAGAAGAAGAAGAAGCCUUGAGAAAAAGAACGCCAAAACAGGAAGGAAAAAGCAAGACCAAGGAGGAGAAGGAUGCCCAGGCGGAAGGCAGCGUCGGCCUCUUCCACGGCCUGGGACGGUGCCAGCUCUGGCAACGGGACCGGCUCGGCUCGGAAACGGACCGGCUCUGCUCGGGGGUCCGCCGCUCCCGCCAAGAAGAAGAACCGUGAUGGAGGCAGCAGCAGCAGCAGCAGCAACGGGGGGGACGGCAGCAGUGGGGAUGAGCGAGACGGGCUGGCGUUGCCCCCCACCAUGGCCGCCCCCACAGCGGCCGGAGGCGGCAAGAAGGUGGCCCGGCCCCGAGGGGCAGGGGAACAGCAGGCCCCCCAGAACCAGCAGGGCCCCCAGGCUGCCGUGGUGGUCAGCGAGCCGGAGCACAGCAAGGAGCGCAUUAAACUUGAAGGGUCCAAGUUCAAAGGUCAGCUUUUGAUAUUUGGAGCAACCAACUGGGACUUGAUCGGCCGCAAAGAAGUUCCUAAGCAGCAAGCCGCGUACCGCAACCUGGGCCAGAACUUGCUGGGGCCCCACCGAUACGGAUGCCUCUCUGGGGUCCAGGUCCGGACGGUGGUUUCGGGCCCGUGUUCCGCUCACAGUCUCCUCAUCACCACCGAGGGAAAGAUCUGGAGCUGGGGACGCAACGACAAAGGCCAACUGGGCCACGGAGACACCAAGCGGGUGGACGCCCCGAAGCCCAUCGAAGUGCUCGGCAGCGAAGUGGUCGUUUCGGCAGCCUGCGGACGGAACCACACGCUGGCCCUGACGGAGAGCGGCUCCGUCUUCGCCUUUGGAGAGAACAAGAUGGGGCAGCUGGGCCUCGGCAACCAGACGGACGCCGUCCCCAGCCCCACCCAGAUCAUGUACAACGGGCAGCCCAUCACCAAGAUGGCGUGUGGCGCCGAGUUCAGCAUGGUCAUGGACUGCAAAGGGAACCUCUACUCGUUUGGGUGCCCAGAAUACGGACAGCUGGGACACAACUCCGACGGGAAGUUCAUCGCCCGAGCCCAGAGGAUAGAGUACGACUGUGAGUUGGUUCCCCGGCGCGUUGCCAUCUUCAUCGAAAAGACCAAAGAUGGCCAGAUUCUGCCUGUCCCAAAUGUCGUCGUGAGAGAUGUGGCCUGCGGAGCAAAUCACACGCUUGUCUUGGACUCUCAGAAACGCGUCUUCUCCUGGGGCUUCGGGGGCUACGGCCGGCUGGGCCACGCCGAGCAGAGAGACGAGAUGGUGCCACGUCUAGUGAAGCUUUUUGACUUCCCGGGCCGUGGGGCAGCCCAGAUCUACGCCGGUUACACCUGCUCCUUUGCAGUCAGCGAAACAGGUGGCCUCUUUUUCUGGGGGGCAACCAAUACCUCUCGAGAAUCGACGAUGUACCCCAAAACUGUGCAGGACCUAUGCGGCUGGAAAAUCCGAAGUCUAGCUUGCGGGAAGAGCAGUAUUAUAGUGGCUGCAGAUGAGAGCACAAUCAGUUGGGGACCGUCUCCGACCUUUGGAGAACUGGGCUACGGAGACCACAAGCCCAAGUCCUCGACCACAGCUCAAGAGGUGAAGACCUUGGACGGGAUCCACACGGAGCAGGUGGCCAUGGGCUACGCUCACUCCCUGGCGAUCGCCCGCGACGAGAGCGACACCGAGAAGGAGAGGCUGAAGAAGCUGCCAGAAUACAACCCGCGCACGCUCUGACGCUGGGCAGGCGCCCUCCUCCUCCUCCUCCUCCUCCUCCUCCU
Messenger RNA from Elgaria multicarinata webbii, 1895 nucleotides. It is a transcript of the gene RCC2, whose product is annotated as regulator of chromosome condensation 2. Bases 208 to 1851 code for a protein of 547 amino acids. Gene Ontology annotation, biological process: negative regulation of GTPase activity. Gene Ontology annotation, cellular component: membrane. Gene Ontology annotation, molecular function: small GTPase binding. The record is from RefSeq and is a predicted model, not a curated record. NCBI's taxonomy places the organism in Eukaryota, Metazoa, Chordata, Lepidosauria, Squamata, Anguidae. The transcript has 13 exons.